AUGGAUCUACCUGCUCACCAGCGUCCUUUAUUUUCGGACCGAGUAACCGUCAACGGCACCGUCACGCCGCUUGCUCUUAUCGCCGACGGUAGGCUCUGGUGGUCGGAAGGGAUCCAACGCUGUCUCUCCGUCGAAAAAGAGGUCCUCGGAUUCGUCGCUAGUGGACCCUACGUCAUACUCAAGACGCUCGUGGAGGCUCGUGACGGUUGCUGCACCACCGGUGCCGCGGGCAGACUCGUUCCUCAUGACGUCGUUUUUAAACCCUCAUCGGAUGAAACACAUAGCCUCUGGUGUCAGAAGCUUCGCGAAUUUAUUGAUUCUCUUGGUCGACCUAAGAGGUUGCUGGUUUUUGUGAAUCCAUUUGGUGGGAAGAAAUCUGCUGUGAAGAUUUUUGAUGAACAAGUUAAACCUCUUUUUGAAGAUGCUCAAAUUCAACUCACUAUUCAAGAAACCGAACAUCAGCUACAUGCCAAGGAGGUUGCUUGUUCGCUUGAUAUUAAGAAGUACGAUGGAAUUGUUUGUGUUAGCGGAGAUGGAAUCUUGGUUGAGGUUGUAAACGGGCUUCUUCAAAGAGAGGAUUGGAAUACAGCAAUAAAGAUGCCUCUUGGAGUAGUUCCUGCAGGUACGGGAAAUGGCAUGGCAAAAUCUCUGCUUGAUUCAGUUGGCGAUCCUUGUGCAAUAGCCAAUGCCGUUCUUGCUAUUAUACGAGGCCAUAAGCGACAGCUUGAUGUGGCUACCAUCACACAAGGAGAGACCAGAUUUUUCAGUAUACUAAUGCUUGCAUGGGGUCUAAUUGCUGAUAUUGACAUCGAGUCUGAAAAGUAUCGGUGGAUGGGAAGUGCUCGUUUAGAUUUUUAUGCUCUCUGUAGAUUAUUCAAUUUGAGGCAAUACAAUGGACGUGUUUCAUUUGUGCCUGCACCUGGGUUUGAGUCUUAUGGGGAGUCUACCAGUUACCCUGCCAAAUCCACUAUCAAAGGCGACAGCAAUGAUCCAAGUGAAGGAGCACAUGUUAAUUUGCAAACACUUUAUUAUCAAGGACCUGAAAUAAACUUGGAAAAUAUGAAUUGGAGAGUUAUAAACGGGCCCUUUAUUAGUGUCUGGCUUCACAAUGUACCUUGGGGUGCUGAAGACACAAUGGCAGCACCUGAUGCAAAGUUCUCUGAUGGUUAUCUGGACCUGAUCAUUACGAAGAAUUGCCCAAAGUUACAUUUGUUGUCAAUGUUGUCAGGGUUGAGUAAUGGAGAACAUGUGAAAUCCCCGUAUGUCACGUACCUGAAGGUGAAAGCUUUCAGUUUGGAACCUGGUUCACGCACCAAGGACCAAGAGAAGGAAGGGAUUAUAGAUUCAGAUGGCGAGGUUUUGGCGAGAGGGAAAGGAACCUACAAGUGUGAACAGAAGGCUUUGAUGGCGUAUGAUAAAUUGCAGAUUACAGUGGAUAGAGGUUUAGCCACACUUUUUACCCCUUUAUGA
Messenger RNA from Lathyrus sativus (Indian pea), 1470 nucleotides. The record is from the annotation of a GenBank genome assembly. NCBI's taxonomy places the organism in Eukaryota, Viridiplantae, Streptophyta, Magnoliopsida, Fabales, Fabaceae.